Messenger RNA from Culex quinquefasciatus (southern house mosquito), 1372 nucleotides. RefSeq lists its product as uncharacterized. The record is from RefSeq and is a predicted model, not a curated record. Bases 171 to 1352 code for a protein of 393 amino acids. The transcript has 4 exons. NCBI's taxonomy places the organism in Eukaryota, Metazoa, Arthropoda, Insecta, Diptera, Culicidae.
ACUCUAAUUAAUUUACUCCAUCGACGAAUUUGGCACCUUUCCUAUGACUUCAUACUUUCUCUUUCGACCGGCAGUACCCAGUUGGGAGUAUUUAAUUGCCUUCAUCAGUCGUUGGCGGACAUCCGCGUGUGACCAGUCUGCAGUUUCGGCCGAAAACUGACCCCCCAAAAAUGGAGUGCUACUUUUGGUCAUUAGUGGUACUGCUGGUGGUGACUUCCGGAAGUGUAUUGUGCUCUGAGGAGAUUAAAAUCAGUGGUAACGAAACCUUGCUCUCAAGUAACAGUAGUAGUAGCAGUGGCGGAAGAUCUGCACGACAGUGGCCAUUUUGGUCGGUGGGACGAAUUGCGAAUUUGCCGUGUCAGUCUUCGAACGGGUUGACCGGAACCUGCCAGAUUCGGGGCGAGUGUGACGCCAACGGUGGUAUUGCCUACGGAACCUGCAGCACUUUGACGACUCAGUCCGUUUGUUGCGUGUUUGUCGGAACGUGUGGGGGAUCCUCAUCGCAGAAUGUGACCUACUUCCGUAACUCUGGGUAUCCCGCACCGUACAACGGAGGUGGAACGUGCUCGUUCUCGGUAGUUCCACAGGACAACACGAUCUGUCAGUUGAGGAUCGACUUUACGGCGUUUUCGCUAGCGCAGCCGACGGGCGAUGGAGUUUGCUCGGUGGACAAUAUGCAGGUUCUUUACGGGGGUACCCGUUUAACGUCAAUGUGCGGAGAUAACAACGGCCAGCACGUGUACAUUCCGUUCAGCGGAACAAGCGCGAUCAGUGUGCAAGUCUCGACAACGCCCUCGACGUCGUUUAACCGGGUUUGGAACCUGAAACUGACGCAGAUUCCCUGUACGAGCCAGUUCAAAGCUCCUCCGGGUUGCUUGCAGUAUUAUUCAGGCAUCACCGGAGAUAUCUACAGCUUCAAUUAUGGAACUGGAGCAAAUCCAGCGUUGAAUGCCGCUAUGAGCCUGACCGGAAGUCGGCAGCUGGCCAGCAUGAACUAUGGAAUCUGCGUGCAACGCGCUGCGGGUCGCUGUACCAUCACUUACAAACUUCCCGCCGCUGACCCCUACGCGUUCACCUUGACCUCGGACGUUACGAUGGCGGCAGCCGGCACUCUCGGUACCGCUGCAGCAGGAGUACAGGCAGCUCAGUGUACCACCGACUAUCUGAUCAUCCCGAAUCCGGUCGGUAUUGCGAACGAUCGUUUCUGUGGAGCCGGACUAGCUCCCGUAACUAGCAACUCCAUACCGUUCGUCCUGUGGUCCAUAACCGAUGCGAACGAAACUCCCGACGUGGCCAAUCGCGGAUUUCAUCUGUUAUACACUCAAAACUUGUGUGCGGUACCGGCUGGAUAACAAAAUUUCACCCGUUUAAA